Scophthalmus maximus (turbot) is the source of this 3860-nucleotide messenger RNA. It is a transcript of the gene pde5aa, whose product is annotated as phosphodiesterase 5A, cGMP-specific, a. The record is from RefSeq and is a predicted model, not a curated record. NCBI's taxonomy places the organism in Eukaryota, Metazoa, Chordata, Actinopteri, Pleuronectiformes, Scophthalmidae. The transcript is spliced from 20 exons. Gene Ontology annotation, molecular function: 3',5'-cyclic-GMP phosphodiesterase activity; protein binding. Gene Ontology annotation, biological process: signal transduction. The coding region runs from base 111 to 2894 and encodes 927 amino acids.
UCCACGGGCUCCUCCUCCACAUGCUUGGCACGUCACUUCACAGUCUGCCUCACUUGCUCCUCACAUGGCAGGUGUUUCUAAGAACCCGUCACCAGGAGUGACUCUGACCGAUGCCCUGCCUCCAACCCGGAGCGCAGGAGUCCAUGGAGCCGGGCAGCGCCGCGCCCGGGCCGCCUCCUGCCGCCGGGACGGACGACACGGGGAAAGGCCUGGGCUGGUUCUUCUCUCCGCUGUGGAGCCCCCGCGCCAAGACGCGCAGGUUUGGAGAUGGUCUGACGAGCGACCGGGUGGAGGCAUGGUUGGAUGACCACUCGGAUUUCACGAGGGCCUACUUUUUACGAAGAGCGUCAGCGGUCAGUGUUCCACAGUCUCCACUGCUGCCCGCGUUUCCCAGAAGCAGCUCUGAUCAUCUCGACCUGCUCCUGAAGGCUCGCCAUGGCAGAGCUUCAUCUCCGCUGACCGUCUCACGCCUGAACAUCUCGUCUGAAACGGACGGGCUCAAACCUCUCGCCUCCAAUCUCAGUGGCCCUGACUGGAAGGAUCCCUUCAGUCCAGAAGUUCUCCGAACACACUCACCUUGCUCUCCUCCUCCCUCUACCCGUUUCUCCUUUUCUCCCAUUUGCCCCGGCUCUCCGGACUUGCCCCGCCCUCCUCCGCCCCUGUUCCUCACUGCAACAGACACUGCGGCCUGUGGCCUCGGCGAGGCCUGCCCAUGGUCCACGGAGCUCCUGAGAGGAGGUCUCAGCUGGAUAGGUUCUGUAGCAGAGCUCUGCCAGGGGGCUGUCGUGCACGCAGGGGACAUGCUGGCAGCUGAGGGCAGCUCCCUCUCUCUGGUAAAGAAGGAGUGUGGUGGAGGGAGCACCUUGGUGGAGGUGAUUGGCCCGACAGCGCUGGAUUGCUUGAGCAAGGUCGACAUCUGCAGCCCCUGGGAGCGGGAGCUGCUGAGGGAUAUCAUGGGAUGUGUGCUGGCUACAGGGUCUCCGAUGAACCUGAGAGACACAUCAGAAUGCCCGAUGUUUGUUUGCGAUGAAGAUCAAUCAUCACACUUUAAGAUCAGGACAGUUCUAAGUGUGCCGAUCAAGAACAACAGGGGAGAGGUGGUGGGUGUAGUGGCAAUGAUCAAUAAGCGAAGUUUAGAAGAUGGAUCAGCUUUUAUCAGCGUGGAUGAGAAGGUGCUGUCCAAUCAUAUGGAUGUGUUGGGGAUGUUCUUGGAUAAUGUCCAGCUGUACGAGAGCUCCAGGCAGGAGGCCAAACGCAGUCAGGCCUUGAUCGAGAUGGCACAGAUAUUGUCAAAGGAGCAUCAUUCCUUUGAGGUUCUGCUGAGCAAGAUGGCGGCUACUAUCAUGCCCUUCACACAUGCUCAGUACUGCACCAUCUUCAUCCCCGGGGAGAAAAGCCCAGCCAUCGCAAAUGAGAUUUUCUUCUCACGAGUGAUACACCUGGAGUGUGAGGAGCUCGGAUCAACCUGCCAGAUCUACAGGAGGGAGCGUGACAUCAGUCAUCUAGAUCCAUCAUACGCCCUUCGGACUCUGGUCACUAUGGAAACAAUCAAUAUGUCUGAGAGUUCUGAAGGAUCGAUAAAAAGUCUGAUCUGCUGCCCGGUUAGAAACGAGAGGUCUGAAAAUGUUAUCGCUGUGUGCCAGCUGAUGAACAAAUGCAGCAGAGACUCCGAUGACAUGGAGGCCUUUAACAAAUACGAUGAGCGUCUGCUGGAAGACCUGGCCGUGUACUGUGGCCUGGCUCUGCAGUACGCUCAGGCUGUGCAGAUCACAGAGGAGCGGAGGGCCAGUAUAGAGGUCACACAGGAGGUUCUUGCCUACCACAUUACCGCAGCCGAACAGGAAAUCCUGGCGUUGCAGGAGGUCACUAUUCCUUGUGCUGAAUCACUGCACAUUCUAGACUUCCAUUUCUCUCACUUUGGCCUGUCAGAGGACCUGACCACACAGGCCACCAUCCGUAUGUUCCUGGACCUCAAUUUAGUGCAGGACUUUAACAUUGACUACAAGAGUCUGUGCCAGUGGGUCCUGACUGUGAGGCGUGGGUACAGAAACAACGUGCCUUAUCACAACUGGAACCACGCGCUGAGCACUGCACAAAGCAUGUUCGCUAUGCUCAUGGCCACAGAGCAGCUCCGGACUAUUUUUUCCCGUCUGGAGAUCUUAGCGUUGAUGAUAGCCACUCUCAGUCAUGAUCUGGACCACAGAGGAGUCAGUAACUCCUAUAUUGAAAGGAGUCAACAGCCUUUAGCUCAGCUCUAUGGACACUCUUCUCUUGAGAACCACCACUACAAUCUAUGCCUCUUCAUCCUAAACAACACUGGGAGUCAGAUUCUCAGUGGCCUCUCUGCAGAGGACCACAGAACUGCACUACACAUGAUCAAAAGGGCAAUCCUCGCCACGGACCUGACCGUGUACACCGAGCGAAGGAACGAGUUCUUUUCUCUUGCUAACAAAAGCAGAGUGAGCUGGAAGAGUGAGAAACAAAGAGAGCUGUUAAGGUCGAUGUUGAUGACGGCCAGUGACCUCUCUGCUGUCACAAAACCGUGGCCUGAACAAAAAAGGAUUGCCAAACUGGUUGCCAUGGAGUUCUUUGCGCAGGGGGACAAAGAGAGAGAAGAGUUCAAAAUUGAACCCAUUGACAUAAUGAACAGAGAAAACAGCACUCGACUGCCAUACAUGCAAGUCGAAUACAUUGAUGAGAUCUGCUAUCCACUCUACAAGGCCGUGUCACGAAUGUUUGACACCUGCUCCCCACUGAUGAAUGGUUGUAAGAAAAACAGAGAACACUGGGUGCAUCUUGCAGAGGAAGCAGAGGAAGAAAACAGCGAUAACAUUAGUAUUGCAAGUCUGGAAACGCACAAAAACAGUGAGGAAGAUUCACAGUCAGAAGAAUAGAAGAUAGUACAGAGGACUAUACAGAAGACAAAGAGACUUUGAUACUUUCAAAAGCAAAAUAUAAUUUUACCUACACAAACCUGUUUCUCUCUGUCCACUCUGGGACACAUCCAAACUAAAUAUGGACUUUGACCAUUGAAUGUGUUAAUGGAAUAUACAAACUCUUGACUAGUGUCAGAUAUGCUGCAAUUAUGUCCCAAACAACUGAAUCCGUCAGAAGUGUUGAAUCUCACAUUGAUAUAAUUACCCAUUUUUAAAAGAUGACACCGGGAAAGUCUGCCCCAUGAAUUUGAUAAUUUCUAUACCUUAAAUGUAAUCAUUUCUGUUUUAAGAUUUUUAAAUGUUUAUUCGGGAUUUAAAACUUUGCAAAACAAUCUUAAGACUAAAGAGACUUAAUUUAUAUGUUCCCACAUUAUCAAAUCAGGAUUUGUGUUUCAGUAUUUCAGUAUGACGCAACAUUAUAGCACGUGAUCAUUAAGGGUCUUUGAGUCAGUGGGUAACCCGUGUUGUUUUAAAAACCUUGUUCAUUUAUAUUUACUGUGUGAUCUGAAUUUCUUGGCGCACUACUUUUCUUUUUUUUUCCCCACUAGCUAUUUAUUUGGUCUUUUAUGUUUCACAUUUCCAUCACCCUGGUCAGUUCCAAAAAGGAUUAUAUACUUUAUUUUCAGUCCACGUAACCUUUCAACUUAUGUGAACGGGAAAGGUGUAGACACUGUAAAUUAACUCAAAUUUAGUUUCCUGAAAAUAUGUGUACAGUAUUUUCUUUUUCCUGUUUUUUAAAUGUUAUACAUUGUCAAUUAUAUUCAUUCAAAUGCAAUAUUGUGUAAAUCCAUUCCCUCUGCCUCUGUCAGAAGUAGCACAGCUGCAAAUAAUUAAAAUUGAUAAAUGUUGCGUUAGAUUAAUAGUUGCGUUAAUCACAAUCAAUAGAUUUUAAUACAUGGGUGAAAUGAAAACAGAGGAUGCACA